Molecule: messenger RNA, 1053 nt
Organism: Helobdella robusta
Lineage: Eukaryota; Metazoa; Annelida; Clitellata; Rhynchobdellida; Glossiphoniidae
Exons: 11
Biological process (GO): methylation
Cellular component (GO): cytoplasm
Molecular function (GO): nucleic acid binding
Source: RefSeq, a predicted model, not a curated record
AGAUCAGCAAUUGAAGUUUGGGUGCAAGCAGUUUCUUACUCAUCAUUUUAUAGCCAGUUGGCUUCAUUAUCACCAGAAGUUUUGGUAGAAAUUUUGUUUUCUUUUAGUAGUUUCAGAAUAAAAGUUGAAUCAUUCAACAAGCAACUCAGUCUGCAGGAAAAAAUUAACAAAAUUGAGCAAUUAACAAGUGGGCCAGUAAACUUUGGAGGCCAAAUAAACCUAAAAGAUGGUUGUGAUGUUACGUACUGCCUUCUUGAGUAUUAUGAAAGAGUUAACAAUCAGUCUGCUGAAACACCAAGCCAGAUAUAUUUUGGGAAAUGGAUUUGCGAUAGCCAAAGAGAUGUUCUGAAAAAAUACAACCUCAGCAGCAGAAAAUUCAUCGGUAAUACUUCCAUGGAUCCUACCUUAUCAAUGAUCAUGGCCAACAUGGCUCAUGUUAGAGAAGGGUCGCUGGUUUAUGAUCCUUUUGUAGGCACAGGGAGUUUGUUAGUGUCAUGUGCCCAUUUUGGUGGUCAUGUCAUGGGGAGUGAUAUUGAUUACAAUAUCAUCACGGGCGUUGGAAAGUCAAGCAGAGCAGGUCAGAAGUACAGAUGUAGAGAGGAAUCGAUAAGAAACAAUUUGAAGCAGUAUGGCUUGGAGGCUAGGUACAUUGAUGCAUUCAUCGCUGAUGCCUCUCUUCACGACAAACUCUGGAAGUUUUCAAAAAAGGGGUUGUUUGAUGCUAUCAUCACAGAUCCACCUUAUGGCAUUCGAGAGCCAACAACUAAACUUGGUUUUAAAAAGGAACCCAUUGACGACAUGAAGCCAGAGAUAGAAGAGAAUCACAUCCCGUGCAAGAAGAAUUAUAAUUUGAACGAAAUUCUCUGCGACUUGUUGUGUUUCGCGGCUAAAUAUCUAGUAGAAGGUGGUCGCCUAGUUUACUGGAUGCCAAUAUAUAGGAACGACUAUUCAGAUUUAAAUAUUCCGCAACACGAACGGUUACGACUGGUUUCAAAUUGUGAACAAGUGUUGAACAACAGGGUAAGCAGGAGAAUGAUCACGAUGCAAAAAAUU